Messenger RNA from Rhopilema esculentum, 6612 nucleotides. RefSeq lists its product as uncharacterized. Gene Ontology annotation, cellular component: nucleus. NCBI's taxonomy places the organism in Eukaryota, Metazoa, Cnidaria, Scyphozoa, Rhizostomeae, Rhizostomatidae. Gene Ontology annotation, biological process: regulation of transcription by RNA polymerase II; cell differentiation. Gene Ontology annotation, molecular function: DNA-binding transcription factor activity, RNA polymerase II-specific; sequence-specific DNA binding. The record is from RefSeq and is a predicted model, not a curated record.
CAUUUUAAACUUUAUUUUUAUGGUAAUAUAAACUUACAGGUGAUUUGCGUUGAAAAAAAUCGUCUUUGUUCGAACGGUUAGAUUUAACACAUCUACCCAUAAGUACCUGUCUAGACCAAUAUUAUUCUCAUUGUGAUUUCGCUCUCAGGUGCUCUCGUCAACGCUAAAACCGAACGUCUUGUGCAGACCUGCCACUCAGGAAGUUAACUGCCGCAACCUUCCAAAACAUAUGCCAAGUCCUGCCCUUGUUUUCGUUUUUCUAAUUGCCAUUUGUGUUUCAAUACUUACGCGCUUUCCAAUGCAAUUGAAAUGUCUAAUGAUUUAUUAAACAUUUCCAUAAAUUCAAUGCGCUUUCAGGCUUUCAAUCCAGAAGCAGGAAUUUAACGGAAGAACUUUCGGGCGGUGUUCGGCACUGUUUUACUCCAACUUCCUUCUUAAUUUUUAAACUCUUACACACAAAUUUUACUUUGACAGGCACCUUCAAACUUAAGAUCAAAUCUGCCCAAUAACGAAUAAAUUUGGAAUUUAUUUUUUCGAUGUUAAUUUGAGUACAACUUUUUCUUAACAAGUCACCGAAAUUACUCAAAUAUUUCGCGCCAUUUGUCGCCGGAAGAUCCCGCCUGUCCCCAUCAAAAAUAGGUCACUGUUGCUAUUGCCAACAAUUCAAGAUCUAGUGUUUUUGCACAUUUUGUCUGUACCUAAAAAACAGCUCAUAAACAUCGUAAUGAAUUUGGGGAUUUUAAAAAGCAAUAAAGGGAACCUGAAAAUGCAUUUUAGGCCCCCAGGAGACUUUAACGGAAAUCGCACAUUGCCAGGCCCAUCACCUUGUUUUAAAGCGAAAGCUGAAAACUGGCGGGAAAAGAAAACUAUCUUCACACAUUAUGAAUGACUUGAACCAAGUUUCAUUCUAGAAGGAAAUAUUUGCUCUGGAAAAGUUUCCUGUUUCGCUGUUUCGCUGUUUCCAUCUCCACCAGAAUGUACAAUGCAUUGAUAGUAACCAUGCGGGGGUGGGGUUGACGUUCGCGAGGCGCUAAUGUUUCUCGUUGAACUGUUGCGCCAAUUUGUUUACAGCAAGGGGGUAAAUUGGCUGCGAAAAAUUGAGGGUGAAGCUGACUGUGGCCCUAGGCCACUCGUAAUUCACUAAUUCCACAAAACUUCCUCCUUGUCAUUUACUACCUCAUAUUAAAUCAAAUUUUUCUGCACGGACUCCGAUUAGGGGUUUCAGAAAUAUUUCUGGUACCACGACCUUAACCAUAACCAAAGCUUGGGAACACAUUUUUGAUCCCUUCCUUGGCCACGUCAUUGGCUGCAAUAGGGUUUUUACCCCGGCAUUUGAUGAAUUUGAUUGGUUUUUGCAAAGCGUGUUCGUAUUUGAACCGGCUGACCUUCUCUUUGCACUGAAGCCGCUGCGGCCGGGUAACCACGUCUGGACGGGCCAUAACGCCCGCAACUUUCAUUUCUCCAAUAUAAUUUCAGCUCUAGCUCCAUAUCUAGCAGGUUGAAUAUAUGUCAUUAUUACUUUCGUUUUCACCUUUAGCCUGGAAUGUUAUCUUGAACUGUUCAUGAACUUCCGUUCUCAAUUGUCCGUCCGCUUGACCACUCUCUUUCGCCCGCCCGCUUACAUAUAAUUUUUAGACCGCCAGACAUGUUAUAUUCUCCGCUCAUUGGUUUUACAAAAAGUUAAUUUCUGAAUUUUGGUUGCAGUAAAUGGAGAGAGCGUUUUGAGUUCUGUCUGUUUCUCUAGACAAUCAACCUUUCACGGGAUGAGCUGCCACUCGAAGAACAGAGCGGAAUUUUUAAAAGCUAAAUAGAUUUACAAAACCUUGGAAGAACAUUGUUUUUUCAUUUUAUAAAGCCACAGAAGUACAGAAUCCAAUAAUACACACUACUAACGAGAAUGCCGAGCAGAGUAACGAUUUUGCAGUUUUCCUUUUUCAUUACUAGGAUGGCCAAAAAUUUAGGAAACUUUAGUACUAGGCUCAGUAAAAAUUAAGAAAUUGUAAAAUUUCCAUUUUUAAAAAAAGAUUCAAAAAGUUUCAUCUUGUUUUCUCGUGACGAUCCGCGUUUACAUUCUUCCAAAAAUGCUUAACGUCGAACAAUAAGGCAAAUUUAUGUCCCUAAAAUGAAAAACUAAAUAAGAAACUUUGAGUACUAAAGCGCCAAAAUUUGGAUCCUAAUUAAGAAACGUUUAGUAUUUAGUGCUUAUCCUAGUGUCUUACAAAUAGAAUAGCGUUUAUGUUUCUGUUACAAAUCAUUUAUUCAGUAACUUCUUGCACUUCAGUUCUCAAUCUCUACCACCGUCACUUCCUCUCGCGUUUUUCUUCCCUUUCUCUGAUAACUCGAAAUUAAAAUAACUAGGUUUCAGUUCUCUCGCAUCUCAACAAUGUUUCUUGCAGAGUUUAUCUUGGACAGAACGUGCCUCGCUCUAUUGAUUUCAUUACGUCAUGGAUAAUUAGCAUACAUUGUAUUCUAGCCUCAGUUUAAAUACUUUACCCCUUCGAAACAAGACGUCUGACGUUGCGUGAAACUUGCCCCCCUUCAACCCUAACUUUUACGCUCCUCGGACUUUUCUAAGUAACAGUAAAUGCUUGGUAUUGUUCCUAACAUCCCUGCGAUUUCAGCUCUUUGGUAUUGAACGUUGCAUUGCCAUAAGGUUUUGAUAGGCCGGUACAUAAUGUUGCUAGGAAGCCCAUUGGGUUGUUUCAAAAAUUUCACUUAGAAUUACUUUCCUUCAUUUAUGUGCUUGAUUGAGAAUAUCUUCAAAUCUCUUUGUCGUGUUUAGGUUUUCUUAGACUCGCAUUUCAGAUAUCUUAGACCAUUUUAAGGUGGGGAAGGCAAACCAGUGCAUCUUUAUUUUCAGCAAACAAAUUAUGAAAAUUUUUCCGGGUUUGAGCUUUGCGUAUGAAAAUAUUUUGGGAUUAUUUCUUUGUGAACAUUCAAAGACUAGUAAUUAACUUCUCUCAAUCAAGGUAAAGGAGUUAUUGCUUACAUAGCAUUUUUUUGAACUGACGUCACUCGUUUUAUUGCUACGUAUGACUAACGCGAACAUGUAUUGUUCCGUCCACAGCAGUAUUGUUCCGUUUCCAUUUUUUCAAAGUUUAUGUGUAUUUCUUUCCCAUAGUGUUAAGCGUGCAAACUUAUUUUUGAGGUAUACUAUUACUCCGUUGUUUAUUAAAGCUAGGCCUAAUUUCGUUCGACCUGUCUUGUUUAAGAUUUUAACCGCUUGAACUGUCCAUCAUUAACCAAAUGUUUGUUAAACUUAGGCCUACCGUCCUUUUCGGGGGUUGAGCGUGUUAUAUAUCUUUUCAAUCAGCCACUUUGAGGUUCGUGUCGGAACAAGAUUCUCUUGGCUUUUGCCCAUAAGUUGAUUACUGAUUUUUAAAGUGCCUGUCACUGUCCAAUUUCUUUGAAAGAUCCUGGUUCUGCACAAAAGGUUUCCUUUGUAUUGUUCGUCUGCUAAAUGAAAUCAUAAACAAGCAAUAUCUGCUUCGUACAUCGACGGCAUGUAUGGUAUCUUAAUACUCAUAGUGGUUGGUCUUUUUAAUAGGACGAAAUUCUUUUUAAAUCUUGAUUAGGCUCAGUUGCGUUUCCCUUUUCAGCUCUCAACUGGAUUUUUAUCGGGUUGAAUAUUGAAAGGGGCUUUUUCGAGCUAAAGCUAUUUAAAGAACGAUUCGUACUUUAACGAAUGCGCUCUCCAUGAUGCAGAAUCCCAUCUAAUGGCAUGCCAAUGGAGAAGGACUAUAUAACCCUAGUUGAUAUAUAUAUAUAUGUUGUAAGUAACAAUCGUACUGUGAAAUUCAAUUCUCAUAGCAUUGCGUGAUAAGUUGCUAGAACUAAAAGAGGUGCUAUAAAUACGCCCCCCUCCCUUGCAAACGAAACGAUUUUCGUCCCAAAAUCUUCGAAGUCUUUCACAUAUCCGAAGAAAAUUGUGGGGAGGAUGUUACAACAGUGUAUUCUUUCAUAGAACCAUAUGCUUUAAUACUUGCUUUGAGCUAGCGUAUCAAAAGAUGAAGUCUUUGGCAAGGAACACGAUUUCAAUUAGCCUGUUAGCAGUUGCCUUUACCUCCGAGCAGACAACAGUUUACGUGAUUUGAGAACUUCUCCAGAGAGUGGCGCGGUGCGGAGAAGGGAAGGCGGUUUUCCUAUUUCGCCGUACCCAGCACAGUACUCUGGGUACAGCGUCUUUCCGAACACACUUUCGAGAGCUUUUUCUUCACACUGAGGCCCUGUUCUACUGACCUAGCUGAAAGUAAAAUCGGAAAGACAAUUAUCCAUUUUGCAAUGGAGCCAUGGAAACACUCAAUGAAAUAGGUAUAUGUUGUCAUAACCAGACUCACUUAGAUUUACAGCAGCUAAAAAUGCCUCAGUCUUUCCAUCUUCUAUAUUUUUCAGCUCUGUCAAAACUAGUAUUGAAAUUCAGCGCCAAAAUCUUUGCAAAAUGUUGUUGUUGUUGCUGCGUAACACCCAGGAUAGCAAAAUUGGCGUUUUCAUUGAAAUGAUUCGCUUUUACGAUUAUCCGUCCACUAAGAAUGCACUCAAGAUUGUUCUGUUAUCCGUUCCGUUCUUAAGAUUACACUGCCGUGAAACGCAAGGUGGAUUUCCAUAAUUUUUUAUUCGUUUUCAUUGAUACCUGGCUCAUUAAAAACGUGACCUGGCGUUUGGACUUCAUUCUCAGGGAAAAUCCAGCCCAGAAGAACAUUACGAGAAAAUAAUAAUCACUGGUCGUCAGUGAUUCGUAGUCAAAUGUUCGCGCAGUGUUUGGAUCCUUAGAUCAGACCUGAAUAGAAUGACGUGCCAUACGACGCGAAGAAGAUACACACUUUAAGUUGAGGAAAAAGAGGAGUAAAUUCGACAUUCUCUCUUGAAAUAGCUAUGACAGGGGCAAGACGAUCAGUUCAUCUGUGGGAGUUUCUUUUAGAGUUACUAAUGGACGAUACUUGCAUCUCAUUAAUCGAGUGGACGGAUGAAUCAAAUGGAGAAUUUAAAUUGAACGACAGCGAAGAGGUUGCUCGUCGAUGGGGACAUCGUAAGCACAAGGAAGGCAUGAACUACGACAAACUCAGUCGCGCCCUAAGAUAUUAUUAUAGUAAAAACAUCAUCAAGAAGGUGAAUGGCAAGCGAUUUGUUUACAAAUUUGUACCAACAAAUGAGAUUCGAGCAGCACUAUCAAGCAUGCGUAAUGAAAAGAUUCGAAGAUCUGUCCCUGUUUACGACCCUGACUUGAGCCCACCCAUGGCUGCUGAAUCUUCACCAGACCUCAAAGAGAAACAUUACAGGAUCUUUCGACCUUCACCAAUCAUGACGACAGAGGAUCAAUCUCCAAAGCGAGCAAAACUGUCGCCAAUGUUCCCAGAGAGAACAGCUUAUCAGGAGCGGCGGUAUCAUGAAGUGGAACGUUCUGUUUGCAAUUCAAACCAAUGUGGAGGGAAUUGUGAAAUCGAUUCUCGCUGUUUACGUGAUGGCAGAGUCAGCCCUGGGAUUGCUCCUUGUAUGAUUCGACGAGAGGUUACUGAAGAAAGAUGCAUUCUGGGAAAGGAUUGCCCAGGCAGUAGCUGUCCGUACGCGAUUUCGAGUGAAAGAUCGCCAACCAACGCAGUCUUCAUUACAAUGCCACGUCUCCCUCGUCAUCUACAAGUGUUGCCUCCUCCACAAAGCUACCCAGUCACAGCUGCCCAUGUCGAAGAAAGCUAUGCCUAUUUACCCCGUAAAAGAAUGGUCAAUGCUGGCACGCAAACGUCUCCUGAAUUGUUAAAAGAUUUGUUGAAAAUAAAAAGGGAACCAGAAGAAGACAUUGCCCAGAACUGUAGUCAAUGCAACUGCAACUGUAAUGGUGAAUACAGGUCACAAAUUGUUGUGUUUAGAGACAGUAAAGUAGCCAGUGUAGCAGUGUAGAAUUAAGCUUUCAAUGGUGCAAGAUAUUUGUGCCUUUUUGUUUAUAUUUGUGUUUUGUUCGGAUUUUUUUAGUUUUUUCCAUGAAUGUGAUUUUAGUAUUUAAUUAGCAGUUGGUCUGGUUUUAGAGAUUGGAGUUGACUUGGUCAAAAUAUUUGAGAAUAUGCGCAGAGUAUAACUGUCCUGCCAAGAUGAAUUAGGGAAUUUCUCAAAAAAAUUAAUUUUCGAAACCCUUUUCAGAUUAUUACUGUGCAGUAAAGAAAGGCUUAAUUUAUAAAUAUUUCCAUUGAUAAAUAUACGUUGUAGUUAUUAAUUUGAAAAUUAUUUUUCCUCAUAUCAUAGUUGCCUUAUAAGAAAUUCAACUCUACAAGCAGAUUUCACACGCAUAUUAAAAUAUUUAUGCCUAAUAUAUAUGGUUUAAGAUACCAAAUGGAUAUCUAUACCGUUUCAAAAGACGUCCUUUAAUAAUUCAAUUUUGGUUUCUUAUAAAUUCCAGCUUGCAAUAUUUUUAAACAUUUUCUUAAAAUUGCAUAAAUAAACAGUUUAUAGUUUCAUGUGUUAAUGUAGAGAAUUAUGCAGUUCUUUGAAAAAGGUGGAAUACAUUUUUCUGUAUUUAAUUAAUGAAUUGUUUAUUUAUUGUUAACGUAGAAACGCAUCGAGCAGUGUAUAGAUUUAGUCGAUUAGUGUAUUUUGAAGGAACUGAAAUUGUUUUCAUCAGUCAGA